GCCGCCGCCGCCGCCGCCAUGCCCAUGAAGGGCCGCUUCCCGGUGCGCCGCACGCUGCAGUACCUGGGCCAGGGCGGCGUGGUGUUCAAGGACGCCGUGAAGGUCAUGACGGUGAACUACAACACGCACGGGGAGCGCGGCGAGGGCGCCAGGAAGUUCGUGUUCUUCAACGUCCCUCAGAUCCAGUACCGGAACCCCUGGGUGCAGAUCAUGCUGUUCAAGAACAUGACGCCCUCGCCCUUCCUGCGCUUCUACCUGGGGCCACCCUGCGCCAGGAGGAGCAGGACCGGCAGCGGCUGUCGCACCCGGUUUGAACUCCUUUCCGUGGAGGCAGUAGAGGCGCCGCGUGGGGCCCGCUGGACCCGUCGCACCCGCCGUAAACGGCGGCUGCGGUAUGUCCUCUCUCGAUUAUAUGUCGAUUCGGCGAACUUUGCGUAG
This is a messenger RNA of Microcebus murinus (gray mouse lemur), 438 nucleotides long. The record is from RefSeq and is a predicted model, not a curated record. NCBI's taxonomy places the organism in Eukaryota, Metazoa, Chordata, Mammalia, Primates, Cheirogaleidae.